GAUGUGCAGGUCCCUGUGUGUCCCCUCUGCAACACCCCGGUCCCCGUGAGGCGAGGGGACAUGCCCGAUGUCGUGGUGGGUGAGCACAUUGACCGUGACUGCAAGUCUGACCCCGCACAGCGCAAGCGCAAGAUCUUCACCAACAAGUGUUUGAAGCCUGGCUGCAAGCAGAAGGAGAUGAUGAAGGUGAUCUGUGACCAGUGCCACAAGAACUACUGCCUCAAGCAUCGGCAUCCACUGGACCAUGACUGCAGUGGGGCAGGGCGUCCCCUCUCCAAAGCAGGGCAUGCUGCAGUUGCGAGAGCCCAGGCAUCCUCCUCCAAAAUGGUCACUGCAUCGAGCAGUGGAGCUGCCCAGACGGCAAACAGCCCCUCUUCUCCUGCCUCUGCCAGAGGAGGCAGAGCAGCUGUGCUGCAGACUCGCAGCACCUCCCCUUCGGCUGUCAUGCUCCAGAACGGUCUGAGCGAGGAAGAGGCACUGCAGCGAGCUCUGGAGAUGUCCCUGGCAGAGUCAGCACACAGCUCGGCACAUCCACCCAGCAGCACGCAGGAGGAGGAGGAUCUGGCACUGGCCCAGGCGCACGGUUCAAAGCCAUCAAACUGCAGCAUGUCGUAG
Messenger RNA from Antrostomus carolinensis (chuck-will's-widow), 615 nucleotides. It is a transcript of the gene ZFAND2B, whose product is annotated as zinc finger AN1-type containing 2B. Gene Ontology annotation, molecular function: zinc ion binding. The record is from RefSeq and is a predicted model, not a curated record. The annotation marks the transcript as partial. Lineage: Eukaryota; Metazoa; Chordata; Aves; Caprimulgiformes; Caprimulgidae. Gene Ontology annotation, cellular component: cytoplasm; endoplasmic reticulum. Gene Ontology annotation, biological process: proteasome-mediated ubiquitin-dependent protein catabolic process; protein targeting to ER. The transcript is spliced from 7 exons.